This is a messenger RNA of Brettanomyces bruxellensis, 2109 nucleotides long. RefSeq lists its product as uncharacterized. The transcript has a single exon. Lineage: Eukaryota; Fungi; Ascomycota; Pichiomycetes; Pichiales; Pichiaceae. The record is from RefSeq and is a predicted model, not a curated record. The coding region runs from base 1 to 2109 and encodes 702 amino acids. Gene Ontology annotation, molecular function: chromatin binding; ATP hydrolysis activity. Gene Ontology annotation, biological process: mitotic DNA replication checkpoint signaling; DNA damage checkpoint signaling; DNA repair.
AUGCCCAGAAAGAUGCGAAAAAGAGGACGGCCCAGCGGAUGUGAAGAGUCUAGCCCCAAUAUAAGCCUGGAGUCCAUUGAAUCAAUCACAGAUGUGGAUCAAAGCACAAGCAGUAUUCCGGACCCUUCAACAAAGCCCGAUACCAAUUAUUCAGAAUUGAAACCGCAUACGGGCAUCAAGCAGAUAUUUGAGCAGUUCCGAAACACAUCCGAAAGACAAGCCAAGAAACGGAGAAAUGUAAAUAUCCAUGCCAAGGAUUCGUCACUCUGGUGCGAAAAGUACUUUCCAAAGUGUGAAUCGGAUAUAUGUGUCAAUAAGCAAAAACUCAAUCAAGUGAAAGAAGCGAUUGGAGAUCUAAUCAUGAACGAGGGUCAAGGCCCGCGGAUUCUCAUACUAACGGGUCCUGCCGGAAGUGGCAAGUCAACCGUUGCCAAGAUAAUCGCCAACGAUGCCGUAUCAAAUAAACAGGCCACGCUGGAAUCAGAAGAAAGCAAUAUACGAUUAUUUGACGAGUUGAUUGAAACCGAUGAGACUGCUGAGGAGCAGUUUCCUAAUAUCAUUGAAUACUCGAACAGGACAACAAGCACAUCUGCAGUUGCCUCACCCGUACGUCAAUUCUCCGAUUUUUUAGACGAGUGCAAGCUCUUGACUAUGGGCAGGGAGAAAUGCAUAAUUGUGGAUGAGUUACCCAACUUGUACCACCAGGAAACUCUACAGAACUUUAGAGAUGCCAUAUUGCGCUGGAUACAGUUAAACUCCAGCAUCCGAUUGCCACCUCUCAUCAUCUGUCUGACAGAGUUCGAUAUAGAUGACUUUCACUACAAGGGUGUGUUUUCAAUAGAGGCAACUUUCAAGAUCGAGACCGUAUUCGAUCAGCAGUUGAUGAAGUAUGAGGGCAGGUCGUGGAGACGAAUCAAAUUCAACCCGGUUGCGCGUAAAUUCCUAACGAAAGCUUUGAAGAUUGUUGUUGAUGGAGAAAAAACGCUGACGGCAAAGAUUCCAAAGAAAGUGAUGUCUGAAGAAUUAAAAGAGCUCAGUGGAGGAGGCGACAUUAGAAAUGCGAUCAUCACUUUGGAGUACUGGUGCCGAUUUGUAUUUCCUGUAACACAUUCACGGUCAAGUGUCAGCACUCUUGGAGGUGUCAGUGGGUUAAACAUCUUUCACUCGAUUGGAAAGCUUGUGUACGGUACUCAGCACAAAGAAGAGGAGUAUCUGGCAUAUAUGAAGUCGUUGAACGUAUCCAAGGCGUAUGAUCCAAAGCAGGAGUUUACAGUGAUGCCGACAAUUGACGAUAUCAACUCUAUUAGUGUCGAGAACAUUUGCAGGGAUCUAUAUUCGACUUCCGAGAAGAUCAACCUCAAUGUUCUUGAAAAUUAUCUCGUAUUAAACCCAAAGCUUGAUUCUAAUGUGUCCUCCUUACUUAACGUGUUGUCUGAGGCUGACGUGAUGUCUUCAUACAAUCGUGACCGCAAGUGUCUGUCAAUGAUGACAUACUACGGCUGUUUUGGCACGAGGAUAAUGUGUUCGAAGAUCAAAAGCAGCACUUUGGGGCAUGGAUCGGUCAGGCGGCUAAAAUACUCAAGAGACCCGAAAGUAAGAAGAAAAAGAAGGAAGAUCCAGCAGGAAAUUACCAAUUUCUGCCUGAGAAGAUGUCUUAGGCUUGUUGAUCAAGGAUAUUACUCGCAUCUUUCAGGGCUAAAUGCUAUGCUUAUAGACGGGUUUUACCAGCAGCAGAUCCUAAACUCUGCAAAACUUCAAGGAAAGCUAAUUAAUGGUGGUUACGGAAGCCAUGCUCCAAGACUGGGCGGAGGAUUUUCGAAUAUUGUUCUUGCCGAGACGAAUUUUGAGGCGGAAGCAACAGACGAGGAUGCCAAAAGCAUGAUUAAUGAUAAAGAAGUGUUGGAAAAACUGGAGAAUGAAUAUUUCGGUGGAGGUCUUUUAUCUGAUCGUCGGGAAGGCAUUGCAGAGCAAGAAAUGGAGCUGGCUGAUACGGCUGAGUUUGAUGAUGAUCCGAUUGUUGAUUCACAGGAAGAACAGAAAGAUGCUGAUAACGAUUCCGGGGACUGGGAUGAUUCUUUCAGUGAUGACUCAUUAGUACUGAAAUUGUGA